AUGGUGCCAGAACUGCUAAAUGGUAGUAGCACCAAGGUUUCUAAAAAGGUUGAUGUAUUCUCAUAUGGAAUUUCAAUGUGGGAAAUCUUGACCGGAGAGGAGCCAUAUGCUGAUAUGCAUUGUGGUGCCAUCAUUGGAGGGAUCGUGAAGAACACGCUUCGACCUCCUAUUCCAGAAUGUUGCCAUCCUGAUUGGAGGAAGCUAAUAGAACAGUAUUGGUCUCAUGAUCAUGAAUCAAUGCCAUCAUUUACCGAGAUAACAAAGAGGCUGCAAUCCAUGUCCAUGUUGCUUAAGCCAAAGGGAGCUACUAAUCAAGCGAAACCAACAGACUUGAAGUGUUGGUCAAUAAGAAUGCAAGAGGUGUCUAAAGCUAUAGUAAAGGGCAUCCGGCCGGUGGUUACAGUCGGAUUAUUGUCGAAAGUGACAGCUCACAUGCAGCAAUCACUGGAGUACAAAUUUUUCACGCGGAGCAACUUUCGUAGAAAAAGUGCUGCAAAGAUUGAGUUCAACCAUUGA
Hibiscus syriacus is the source of this 516-nucleotide messenger RNA. RefSeq names its product serine/threonine-protein kinase STY46-like. The transcript has 5 exons. Gene Ontology annotation, cellular component: cytoplasm. Lineage: Eukaryota; Viridiplantae; Streptophyta; Magnoliopsida; Malvales; Malvaceae. Gene Ontology annotation, biological process: signal transduction; protein phosphorylation. The record is from RefSeq and is a predicted model, not a curated record. Gene Ontology annotation, molecular function: protein kinase activity; ATP binding. Bases 1 to 516 code for a protein of 171 amino acids.